Messenger RNA from Schistocerca americana (American grasshopper), 1165 nucleotides. Its product is annotated as probable tRNA pseudouridine synthase 1. Bases 283 to 1059 code for a protein of 258 amino acids. Gene Ontology annotation, cellular component: mitochondrion. The transcript is spliced from 7 exons. The record is from RefSeq and is a predicted model, not a curated record. Gene Ontology annotation, molecular function: RNA binding; pseudouridine synthase activity. Lineage: Eukaryota; Metazoa; Arthropoda; Insecta; Orthoptera; Acrididae. Gene Ontology annotation, biological process: mRNA pseudouridine synthesis; tRNA modification.
GGAGAACUGUGUAGAUACUAGAUAGCGUAAGGAAGAUGUGAAGCAGAGAGUAGUUUAACGCUGCUGUGUCCGUACAAAUAACAUGCCCAAACAGAUUUAAUAGUCACAGAGAGAGACAACGAAAGGCAUUCACUAUUUCUCUGAGAUGCUUCAUCGUCAAAUAUUAUGUACAACAUUGUCUCAAUCACAAGUUGAUGCAGUCACCGGUGUGUUGGUACUAAAAUGCUUCGCCUGUGUGUCCAAGGGUUUAGUUUUCGUGUGAAACGUCGACAAUAGCUAAACAUGUAUGACUUGUACAAGAUUUUGAAUAGGGGGAUAUUUGCAGUUAAUAAAAUAAAAUAUUUCACUUCAGCAGAAGUUGUUGAACAGCUAAAGGAGACCAUACGUAGGGGUGUUCAUGAAAGAUAUUUGCCAGACCCAUUCAAAGUAGGUCAUGGUGGUACUUUGGAUGAUACAGCAACCGGAGUUCUAGUUGUAGGUGUUGGUGAGGGCUGUCAGCUUUUAGCACGGUUUCUACAUGGAAACAAAAAAUAUAUAGUAACAGGAUGUUUGGGUUCUGAAACAACUACAUAUAACGAGACUGGAAUUCAUGUCAAUUCAGCACCUUACGAUCACAUAUCAAAAGAGUCAUUAGAGGAAGCUUUGAUGUCAUUUAGAGGAAAAAUAUUGCAGACACCUCCAAAAUAUUCUGCGCUAAAGAUGGGUGGAAGAAGAAUAGCUGAUCUGACAAGAUCUGGUAUCAACGUAGAAAUGAAACCACGACACGUUAUGUGCUACAAUGUGAAGUGCACAGAUUUCAACCCACCAUUUUUUAAACUUGCUUUGUCUUGUGGACCUGGCUUUUAUGUACGAAGUUUGGUUCAUGACUUAGGACUUGCCCUGAAGAGCUACGCAUAUGUAACUGAAUUACGGAGAAUACAGCAUGGACCAUUUACGGAGGAUGACAUGCUUGAACCUGAGAAGUGGACAAUAGAAGAUAUCGUGUGUGCUAUUCAACAAGCAUCUGAGAAGUAUGCAGAAUUCUUACAGAAUUUAAAAAAUGGAGCAAUGGCCGGUUAAGAGAGAAAUUCAUAAAAUGCUUUGAUGUAAGGAAGAGGAUAUAACUCCAAGGUGUGAAAGAAGAAAGUUCCACUGACACUGUAAAUAAAAAUAAUUUUAUCUUAUA